CAUUUGGUCAGAUGAGGAAUGAUGUUAUGGACCAUUAUCAUCACAUGAACGGCAGAGAUGAAGAAGGUUAGCAUGUCUCGUCCUGUAUGGAGCUCAUUGGAGACGCUCUGUUACCUCUGGCAUUUUCUUCUGUCUUGUUCUAUCAGAAUCGGUUCCACUGCAUCUGAGUUAGGUUUGGAGGAUGUUUUCUUUCAUCCCCAGUCUCUAAGAACUGAAGAGGGUCAGGAUGUUUUCUUUCAGUGUGUUUCUGGUGACAGUUCUCCUCCUGCACAAAUUUCAUGGACAAAAAAUGGCAGAGUGCUUAACACAGGAAACCAGAUUCAGGGGCAGUAUGGAGGAGGAAGCCAAAGGAAGACUUCAGGCACUUUGCACAUUGCUAACAUCACCAAAGCAGACCAAGGACAUUAUGUCUGUGUCACCCACAAUCCCCUGCUGAACAUAAGCAAAGAAAGUCAUGAGGCAACUCUGAUGGUAUAUGGUUCCAGUAUGAACAUAAGGAUCAUUGAAGGCCCGCAAAAUGUCACAGUAGCUGGUGAAAUGGAGGCUGCUCUGCAUUGUAUUGUUGAAGGAUUUCCCAUUCCCACAGUACAGUGGAUUAAAGAUGGACAUCCAUUACUCAAUACCUCCAGACGGAGUCUACAGAAGAAUGGACAGCUUCUGGUUUUUCAGAGAGUUUCGUCAAAGGACGAGGGGUUUUAUUUCUGUGAAGCGAGCAAUGAUAAGGAGAGAGUUACGUCACAACCUGCUUAUCUCCUUCCUUCAGUUACGGAUUGGACCUUUACUCAGGAACCAGCUGAACUAUCAGUAAGGAAGGGAGAUUCUGCCACUCUUCCCUGUAGACCUUCACACAGCAGACCCCAAACACAAGUGUCCUGGUUUAAAAACAACCAGCUGCUACAUCCAGGACCCCACUAUACAACUGAUCCUAAUGGAGACCUGCUCUUCCACAGUGUACAGGAGACAGACACAGGAUUGUAUUUCUGCAGAACAUCUAAUUCCCAUGUCAAAAGGGCUCUCAACUCCAAAAAAAUCUUUCUGGAUGUUCUUGAACCUCCAUCCGUGACCAUCUGGCCAAAGGUGCUGACGUCUCCUGUGGGAGCCGAAGUGAAAGUUCAUUGCAAAGUGUCAGGACACCCUGCUCCAUUAAUAAAGUGGUCAAAACAGGGCCGGUCAGUGCAGACCGGAGGCAAAGUCAUGAUGGGGGUAAGAAACAGUACUCUCUAUAUUUCUUCGGCGAGAGAUUAUGAUGAUGGUCUUUACACGUGUUCGGCCUCCAACACAGCGGGUCAUGACGAGAAAACCAUGACUCUUCAUGUUGCUGUGAAACCUGUUAUCGUUUCGUUCAUCGCAUCAGUCACUGUUUCAGAGGGAUCUCCGGUUAGCCUCCCUUGUCGAGCUGUUGGAGAUUUUCCCAUCAAAUAUACUUGGAUCCGAAUGGCCAUGAUCCAAAAAACACCUGAACUUGUGUCACUCCCACAACACGUACACGUUGAUGAUAAUGGGACAUUGGUUAUCUCCAGCGUCCAUCGAGCCGAUGCAGGAGAAUAUCACUGCACUGCUGAGAAUGGAGUCGGUCAGGAUGUGCGAAGCACCAUCAUAACUGUGAAUGCUGAACCGGAUGUCUUGCCCCAAAAGGAUGCACUGAGUAAAAUCAUUAUGCCCACUGUUCCAGGGAGUAAGCAAGAGCUAUUUACAGACGUCAAUCGACAUGAUUCAAAGAUUCCAAGUUAUACAAAAAUAAAUGAACCCAUUCGACAAGCAACUGAAGAGGACGUAAAGAUAUCAUCUUUAAAGGCUUUUGUUGAAGACUUGCCAACAUACCACUUUACUGAUUCUCCUCAAGACACGACACAGUUUGCUUCUCUUAAGCCAGCUGGCAUAAACAAAGUAAGAAAACCAACAUCACCGCCCACCGACCCUACAUUAUUUCUCCAACUAAAAGAGACACGACAACACAUCCAACCAACACAACCGGUGACCAAACGUCUAGGUAUUAAAUUAAACGCAAGUGACCAAUCAGACUCAUAUUCUUCUGAAGUCCAGCUUAAAAACAUCAAAGGCCAAACUGAGACAUUCCUGGAUGUGGACAACAUCACCGUUUCAACGUCAGUGGAAAAUCAACACAAUCAAAGCCAAACAAUCAAACAAUCCAGAGGAACCAAGUCAUCUGUGACGAAUAAUACGGACCUCAUUGAGUCAGUAAAGAAAAACACUUCUCAAGCCCCUAUGAGAACCACAGACAAUAAUGCUAGGCAUAAGGUGAAGCCACAGCCAUGGUUUCCUGUGAUUGAAAAACAUGACAUUCCAAUCGUGGUUGGAGUUGGCGUUUCCUUGGCUUUUAUUUUCAUCGCUAUGGCCUUUUACUCUUUGGUUCAGAAAAAUGACCCGGCAGGCGUUCCAACAUGUAGAGCAGCUUUGAGGGGUCUUGGUGGGCCAUGCAGACACGGGGAACGUCUUGCCAUGGAAAGGACGUAUGAUAACAAGGCAUUUGAGGAUGAUAAUUUGGUGGCUGUUAUUGAGCAAAGCCCCAACACGUCAGAGACCAGAGCGCAUCCACCAGAAGCUAACCCGUCCACCGUGGUGAUCGAUCCGCCUUCUGGUGAUGAUCAAGAUGGUGUCCAGCCUACCCAAGAUAUGGCAGUUAUUGUGGAGACGCAUCCAGAACCUAGAGAAGAGGACCAGUUGGAAACUAUAUUUGAAGAGGGGAAGGCGACUCCCUCACCACAUUCUGACAUUCAGCUUCAGUGCAUGGAUGACUGGAGGAGCAGAGAGUUUGAAGCAGAUCAGGACGCCCCAUCGCCUCCUCCACCCAUUCCACCACCCGCCCAGGAGGAGGGUCUGCGUUCCUCCCUGACCCUUCAGACCAGCGAGCCCUGCUCGACUCCUGUACGUCACAGCAUUAGCAUCUCCCACGGUAUGUCUCCUCUCCUGCUGUCUCACUGUGUGUCACUGGGCACAACGUCUGUGGCAGUGGACGUUCGCUUUUACCCACCAGCCCCGCCAGCGGCCGAGCAUCCUCAGUGCCCUGCUUUCGGACCCACAGGUCAGCAGGUUAACACCAGACUGGAGCACGAAUUAAACGCACCAUCUACCGGUCACAAUAAAUAGGCCCAGCAAAGCCAUGAGAAAUAAGUCAUAAGUCGUUAGUUUAAAGAUGGUGCUCAUUCAUGUUUAAUAAUUUUUUUAAUAAUAUUCAGAGGCAUCUUUAUUUGUUGACCUUUUAGUCAUUCCAAAACGUACAUAUAAAGACAAAAAACGAUGAGCCCAAGAUGAACCCCCCCAACAAUACUGCCUUACAAACACAAAGCGCAGUAACUACGCAUUUGGUCAAAAUUGAGUUAAGGGUUGAAAUUGGCUUUGUGAGAUCUGAUGGGCCUUAUGACAAAGUCUCCUGGUUCAAUUUUGUCCCAUUUCAGAGAAACAUGUGUGCCAAAAUUGGCUGGCUGGUGUAAAAACUUUAAGGGCAUUUUUCAGUGUUUGCGUAGUCACUGCACUUAGCCUUUGAAGGGCAGAAAACAUAAGGGGAUUAAAUGCCCGAAAUGAGUAAAUGUGCCAAUGAAUGGCUGUUUAGAAUUGAAAUCAGAGGAGCCCUGGACUCAAAAUGGCAUUCCUUAUGUCACAACUUAACAAGCAGAUUACAUUACGAUAUACUACAAUUUAAAGAAACAAAAAAUCCAUGAUUUUUCAUGACUUGGACAAAAAGAAUUCCCUUAUUUCAUUGUCUGAAAUAGACCUUCCAUGAUAUUCCAGUAAUUCCAUGACCCGUGGGAACCCUGUAGUUUCUGUUAUUUUUCUAAACAAAGGCUAUUAUAGUAAGGACUGAUUUUGCUACAAAACUAGCCACGAUAUAAUGUAAAAUAUCCCAGAUGGCUGUGUGGUAUUGGUUCUGACAGAUGGUUCUACUGUGCACAACUCGACUGUUAUUUCUACACGUGCCAAAGGUUACAAUUAUCUGUAGUAACUUGCAUUUAGUGAUGUACUAAUGUUAAAGAUGUAUCUGAAUAUUCUGGAAGUAGUCCACUUCAACCGUUUACUAUCUGUUAUAUAUUGUAGAAGUAACCAACUGUGUACAUAAAACAUAACCCUAACAUUAAUAUUUUAUAAUUUAUUACUUGUUUAUUGUUGAAUGCUUUAUUCUGAUUGGUUGAUAAAUGUUUCACAGGUGUUGAUACUUCGAUUUGUGCCGCAUUAUCACUUUGGGUGUGCAUUUUUUUUCUUCGAAUAAUUCAACGGCUAGUUGUCAAUUAUUCCUUGCUUAUCUUAUACUUUAUCACUUGUUUAUUUUUAUAUUUAUUACUAUUCUUUAUAUAAUUCUACUACAUAUAGCAUACUAGUGUGGACAGCA
This is a messenger RNA of Paramisgurnus dabryanus, 4345 nucleotides long. RefSeq lists its product as uncharacterized. The record is from RefSeq and is a predicted model, not a curated record. Gene Ontology annotation, biological process: dendrite self-avoidance; axon guidance; homophilic cell-cell adhesion. Lineage: Eukaryota; Metazoa; Chordata; Actinopteri; Cypriniformes; Cobitidae. Gene Ontology annotation, molecular function: cell-cell adhesion mediator activity. Gene Ontology annotation, cellular component: axon; plasma membrane.